AAUAUUUUUCGAUCAAACGAUUUGUGUUUGAAAUCAAAUAUUAUUCUCGGAUAGAUUUUUUUUUGCAAAUAAUAAAUACCUUAUACAUAUUUUCUAAUUAUAAAUUACAUUAAAAUGUCAUUUAAAUCCUUGUUAGUAUUGGAGAAACCUCUGCAACAUUUAGCCCUAUCGGAUUGGCAUAAUCGUGUCAACACUUUGAGAAAUGUAGCCGAUGCUAGACGUGAUGAUGCCUUCGAAAUUCGUCAUAGCUCCAGAACGUUAAGAAAUGAGACACGCAUAGAGGGUGAUUGGACAAAUUAUGAAACCAAUGAAGCAUUAGAUAAUCGAAUUUCUGAACUAAAUCGUUGGAGAGAAGUUAUUUCAAAAACUCUAGAACGCAUCGAACGUGAAAUGAAAUUACUGAGAGAAGAAAAAGCCUCAACCGAACGAGAGCUAGAAGCAAUGCAAACGCCUCUAUCGGUUAUAGGCGAAUGUUUAAACAUGCGCGAUUGUCGUUUAGGCUCCGAAAUGACUUAUGAUGAUGCUGAUACUGAAAUUAAAAAUGAAUUGACUGUGGUGGAGAAUAAUCAACGUUUACUUGCCGAUCAGUGUCAAAAAGCAUGGGAGAAGUUGUGUCGUCUGGAGGAAGUUAAAUUCAAAUUAAAUUUGGAAAUCGAUAAUAAAAGCGAGGCAGAAGGUAUAGAUAUGUCGCAGUCAUCUCUAAAUAAAUUUGCGGCCAAUAUUAGCUAUAAAACCGAAGCCACAAGGAAUCCUAAAAAUUCGUGUUCAUAUCAGUCCUGGCUAGAUCACACUAGAAAUAUGAAACAACUUGCUGAAAAUGAAUUGGCCGAUACGUACGCCAUAAGGGAAGCCUUGUUCGUAUGUCGAGAAAAGGCAAACAAUAUGCUGAAAUCUCAGCAGGAAAGAACUGAACACACUAUUCGUAAACGUAUAUUCGAGACACAGAAAGCUCGCAAUGAACUGGAGUGGCAACAACUAAAGAUGAAAGAAGAAAUGGAAAAGGCCAUAUGUGAAAUUAAAACCCUAGAACAGGCUUUGCGUGAUAAAACAGAUGGUUUGAAAUUAGCCGAAACUCGUUUAGAAAAUAGAGCUCAACGUUCCGGCAUGGAGCUCUGUUUAGAUGAGGCACACGAUCAACUUUGUUUUGAGGUACAAAAGAUACGUGAGAUACGUCGUCGUCUAAACGAUAAAAUCGAAGAGGCCAAAACUAAUUACAAUCUAUUGGAAGAGCAUGCACAGAAAAUCAAUGUUGAUUUGGAGAACAAACAACACUCGCUGAUGACAGAUAUAAGAGCGUUAGAUUUGCGUCAACGUUUAAAGGGUGGGGAAUUUGGUCAAACUAAUCCGUUAGCAGCAGGACAAACCGAAAGAAAUAUUGUUUUAACUAAAAUGGAAAAAGAGAUUCCAAAAAAUUAAACUAUCUUACACAAAUAAAAGAGAAUUUGAAAAUAAAACAUUAUUGAACAACAAAAA
Messenger RNA from Lucilia sericata (common green bottle fly), 1473 nucleotides. Its product is annotated as tektin-B1. The record is from RefSeq and is a predicted model, not a curated record. Lineage: Eukaryota; Metazoa; Arthropoda; Insecta; Diptera; Calliphoridae. The coding region runs from base 115 to 1416 and encodes 433 amino acids. Gene Ontology annotation, cellular component: microtubule cytoskeleton; nucleus. The transcript has 4 exons. Gene Ontology annotation, biological process: cilium assembly; cilium movement involved in cell motility.